AUUGAUUGGGUUUUUGGCAAAUUUCCUGAGGUUUUAUCGUUUGGAAUGGAAAAUAGGCUGAUACAGUUGAUGAGUGAAUUUAGGGAUUUAGGUUAUAGUCGGGGUGAGGUUAAGAAAGGGAUUGUAAGAGACCCGAGAGUUCUUGGGUUAGAAGUAGGAGAGCUUUCUCAAUGUUUGAGGAUGCUGAGGAGUAGGGGUUGUCGACUUUCAGUAAAAGAGGAGAUAUUUAAGGAACGAACUUUUAGGGCCGGGUAUGAAGUGAAACUGAGGAUUGAUUGCCUAUGCAAAUAUGGAUUGAUACGCAGAGAGGCUUUUAGUAUUAUUGGGAGGGAACCAAGGGUGAUUUUAUAUGAUGUAAAGGAAAUUGAGAAGAAGAUUGAUUUUUUGUUAAAUGAGAUGAAAUUUGAUGUUCAGUGGCUACUGGAUGUUCCAGAGUAUCUGGGAAUCAGUUUUGAGAAACAGAUUGUUCCGCGGCACAAUGUCAUUGAGUAUUUGAGAUCGAUAGGCGGGCUUGGUGAUGAGGUGGGAUUAAAGUCUUUAAUUAAGCUUACUAGAUUAAAGUUUCACAAUUUAUAUGUGAAGCCAUACGCAGAGUGUGAAAAAAUAUAUGGAAGAUUUCCAGAACAAGUUAACCAAAAAAAUCAGCAUCCUGUCGGGAUGUGGAAACUUUUUAAACCACAGAAGUAUCCACAGUCCAAGGAAGAUGCAAAAAACAUAAGGUCUAUGGAACCAGGAAAACUGAAAAAGUAGUCUCUCCAAAUUUGAAGGGACAAAUGCCGCAUGGAAGCUUCAUUUCAACAUUUUGAAGGGGAGUUAACAACAUGAAGUGGCUGGAAAAUGCUGUUUUGCCACCCUACUAUUCUGCUAAUUAGUGGUGACUGUUUGCAUAUAUUGCAAGUGAUCAUUAUUAGGCAUGCUAACAAAAUUUAUCAUGAAAUCCAGUACUCUCGACAGCAUAAUGCAUAUCUUUAGUUCAGUACUAAACCAAUGCAACCCUAUCCAUAGUUUUUAUUUGGUGAUGAAGCAAACAAGCAGUAACGAAAGAUUAUUGACGGAGGAGGGAAUCUCUCUUUAGACGAUUACGGACGACUGUGUGAUUGUUUUCUCCCAAGCUGGAUGACUCAAGCUCACAAUUGACAGGAGAAGAAUGUGGAAGCCUGUUUGAGACUUUCCUUUGAUGUAGUAACAAUAGCUCUGUAUAGUCAUAUAUGUAUACGGUGUUAGCCUGGCUAUUUUUGUAUUAGUCUUACUUCGUGUAUAGUUUUAGGAUAAUAUUUGGAGAGGAUCAUGGCAAGGGAGCUGAUAGAGCAUUUCUUUUUAUAGUCUGCUUCUUUGCAGAUAUGCUUUUGGUGCUCCUUCCGGAUUUUAUAUAUGUCCUGCCUUGUUAUCAAAAAAAAAAGUUGU
Messenger RNA from Daucus carota subsp. sativus, 1404 nucleotides. Its product is annotated as transcription termination factor MTERF15, mitochondrial-like. NCBI's taxonomy places the organism in Eukaryota, Viridiplantae, Streptophyta, Magnoliopsida, Apiales, Apiaceae. Gene Ontology annotation, molecular function: double-stranded DNA binding. The record is from RefSeq and is a predicted model, not a curated record. The annotation marks the transcript as partial. The transcript is spliced from 3 exons. Gene Ontology annotation, biological process: regulation of DNA-templated transcription.